Vigna unguiculata (cowpea) is the source of this 699-nucleotide messenger RNA. The record is from RefSeq and is a predicted model, not a curated record. NCBI's taxonomy places the organism in Eukaryota, Viridiplantae, Streptophyta, Magnoliopsida, Fabales, Fabaceae.
AUGAGCCAUCAUCAAGUUGUGUAUGGGAAGCCACCCUCUUCAUUACCACAAUAUGUUACUGGAUCCAGUAACUUUGAAGCUGUGGAACAUGAAUUAAGUGAGCGGAAAUAUAUUCUGGAAAAACUAAAAGACAAUCUGCUCAAGGCCCAGUCAACUAUGAAGAAAAAUGAUGAUAUGCAUCAUAUUCCUCAUCCGUUCAAGUUGGGGGACCAAGUUUUGGUGAGACUAAGACCAUAUAGGCAAACUUUUGUGGCAGGGCAACGAGUGCAGAAGCUGUCCAAACGUUUUUAUGGCCCUUUCCCUAUUAAGAAAUGCAUUGGAGAAGUAGCUUUUGAGCUUGAACAGCCUAAAGAAUCCAAGAUACAUCCAGUUUUUCAUGCUUUUAAACUUAAACCCUUUCAUGGUGAUAUAGACAACAAGGAAUUGGCUUUAUCUUCUGCUUUGGUUGAAAAUCAACCAAAAUUAAGCCAUUGGCUAUUGUUGCAUCUAAGGUUGAAGGUGUUUUUCCAUCGGGAUGGGAAUGAUAUGGGCCAAGGGCAAGAGGAGGAAAUUGAAAUGGGCUCUAACCCAAAUGAGGAAUUAACAGACCAAUACAGUCAGCAUAUGAAGCCCAAAAGGAAAGGAGAGCAACCAAAGUGGAUGAAAGAUUAUGUGGUCAACAAUCCUAAACGCAAUAACAACAAAUACGGAAGAAAAUAG